Messenger RNA from Lactuca sativa (garden lettuce), 1762 nucleotides. RefSeq names its product abscisic acid 8'-hydroxylase 3. Gene Ontology annotation, molecular function: oxidoreductase activity, acting on paired donors, with incorporation or reduction of molecular oxygen; iron ion binding; heme binding. NCBI's taxonomy places the organism in Eukaryota, Viridiplantae, Streptophyta, Magnoliopsida, Asterales, Asteraceae. The record is from RefSeq and is a predicted model, not a curated record. Gene Ontology annotation, biological process: brassinosteroid biosynthetic process; brassinosteroid homeostasis; sterol metabolic process.
AUGUGCCAAAAUUCCUCGAUUCCUUCGCACAGAAUCUUCACUUCUGCUUGACGCUGUGUUUGCGAUGCAACCAACAAAAUACCAAAAUGAUUUCCUUGAUUCCUUCUAAGUAAAUGUUUCGUCCAUAUAUAAGUGACCUGAUAGGGAAGCUUUGUGAUGAACAAUCCAUACCUUGAGAAUUCAAAUCCAACAGAAAAAUGGAGCUAACAAUAGCAGUGGUGGUUGGAUUGAUCCUUGUGCUCCUAGCAGUCGCCUUCCUUCGUGCAAACGCUUUCCCAAAGGAAAUGGAUGUCAUCCCCGGUAGCCUUGGUUGGCCAGUCAUCGGCGAGAGUUUCUCCUUUAUAUCUGAGUUUUCAAGUCCUUCUGGUAUAUUCAGUUUCAUGAACAAAAGGCAACAAAGAUACGGGAAGGUGUUUAAGAGCUACGUUUUAGGACGAUAUAUGGUGUUUACAACUGGUAGAGAAGCAAGCAAGGUGUUAUUAACAGGAAAAGAUGGAAUGGUUAGCUUGAACCUGUUCACCACAGGUCAAAAGGUGUUGGGCCCCAAUAGCUUGCUUCAACAGAAUGGAGAAGACCACAAGCGUCUCAGACGCCUCAUUGCUGAACCCCUCUCCAUUGAUGGCCUCAAGAAAUAUUUCCAGUUUAUCAACGAUUUGGCUAUUGAGAUGUUUGAUCAGUGGGAAGGACAAAAAGUUCUGGUUCUUGAAGAAGCUUCAACAUUCACUUUAAAAGUUAUAGGAAACAUGAUAAUGAGCUUAGAGCCUGAGGGUGAAGAGCAAGAGAAAUUUCGAGACUAUUUCAAGAUCAUUUCUUCUUCCUUUGCAUCCUUGCCUUUUAAUAUACCAGGGACUGCGUUCUAUCGUGGCAUGAAGGCACGGGAUGGGAUGUUUGAGAUGUUAGACACGAUAAUAGCAAGAAGAAGAAAUGGAAGUGAUAUGCAACAAGAUUUCUUGGGGUCAUUGAUUAAGAAGCAUGGAAAAGAAGGAUCAGAAGGAAAAGAUGACGAUGAAAAACUAACGGAUGCACAAAUGAAGGACAACAUAUUAACACUGCUAAUUGCAGGUCACGACACAACAACUGCUGCCCUUACAUGGCUCGUUAAAUUCCUGGGAGAAAAUCAUGCAGCCUUGGAUCAACUCAGAGAGGAACAUAUGGAAAUCCGGAGCAAGAGGAAAUCUGGAUCAAAUCUCACAUGGUCCGAAGUCAACAACAUGCCUUAUACAGCAAAAGUAGUUAGUGAGACUCUACGAAGAGCGACGAUCUUACCUUGGUAUUCCAGAAAAGCUGCAAUGGACUUUGAGAUCGAUGGAUAUAGUAUCAAGAAAGGUUGGUCAGUAAACUUGGAUGUAGUGUCUAUUCACCAUGAUCCACAAGUGUUUGCCGACCCUCAUAAAUUUGAUCCAUCUAGAUUCGAUGACCCCCUGAGAUCUUUCAGCUUCCUUGGGUUUGGAAAUGGACCUCGUAUGUGUCCUGGAAUGAAUCUGGCGAAACUUGAAAUUUCGAUUUUCAUUCAUCACCUUGUCUGCAGAUACAAGUGGAAACCUCUUGAGAAAGAUGACUCCGUCCAGCCUACACUUGUCCGGAUGCCAAAAAACAAGUAUCCAAUCAUCGUCGAGUCUCUGUAGUGAAUUUCUGCGAAUAAACUACGUACAAUGGCACAAAAGCUAAGUACGGAUGGCAAUAAACACAAGUGAUUACAGUCUAACAAUUACGUUUAGCCAACAUUUCAUUGGAAUCGUCAACCAUUAUUAAAUUGGAGCAA